Microdochium trichocladiopsis is the source of this 381-nucleotide messenger RNA. RefSeq lists its product as uncharacterized. The record is from RefSeq and is a predicted model, not a curated record. NCBI's taxonomy places the organism in Eukaryota, Fungi, Ascomycota, Sordariomycetes, Xylariales, Microdochiaceae. The coding region runs from base 1 to 381 and encodes 126 amino acids. The transcript is spliced from 3 exons.
AUGGCUUUCCUACGUAAACUAAAGCAAAUGAUCACGAAGACUAUGGCGCACAGAGACAAGCCAGAUUUCCGCGAGGCGCAGCGAGACUUAUGUUCGAGGUGUAUAUCCGAGCUUAUGAACGGCGAUUCUCUUUAUGCUAUCCUGGGAAACAAACCGCUCUAUGGCUGGGAUUCUGAUUGCUCUAUUUGCUCGGACAUAAUCAAAAACCCGAUUGCAAUACAGUCGUGCGACUCACGAAAUGAAGGUCAUGUCUUCUGCAAGUCCUGUAUCCAGGAGUCUAUGAGAUAUAUCGGAGUAAUGUGCCCGUUCUGUCGGCGAGUAGUAUCAGUAGGAUUACUGCAAGAGGUUGAAUGGCAAUACCUCGUAUGGGAAGAGUUAUGA